This is a messenger RNA of Episyrphus balteatus (marmalade hoverfly), 2044 nucleotides long. RefSeq names its product sodium-independent sulfate anion transporter. NCBI's taxonomy places the organism in Eukaryota, Metazoa, Arthropoda, Insecta, Diptera, Syrphidae. Gene Ontology annotation, biological process: transmembrane transport. The transcript is spliced from 11 exons. Gene Ontology annotation, cellular component: membrane. Gene Ontology annotation, molecular function: sulfate transmembrane transporter activity. The coding region runs from base 7 to 1797 and encodes 596 amino acids. The record is from RefSeq and is a predicted model, not a curated record.
GAAAUCAUGACAAUUGUAAAUAUAGUAUCAAAAAUUGUCCCCGGAAUAAAGUGGUUUAAUGGAUACACUGUUCAAUUUGCUAUAUCCGAUAUGAUAGCUGGCAUUACAGUUGGUCUAACUGUAUUGCCACAAGGAUUAGCAUAUGCUACUUUAGCAGGACUUGAACCACAGUAUGGCUUGUAUUCGGCUUUUGUUGGAGGCAUAUUGUACGCUUUUAUGGGUGGAUGUCGGCAAGUGACAAUAGGUCCAACUGCUCUCUUAGCCUUAAUCAUUAGCAAACAUACUGGAUUGGGGCUGGCCUCGGGACCAGAUUAUGCCAUUUUAUUAUGUUUCUUAGCAGGUGUUAUUGAGUUGUUAAUGGCAUUAUUAAGACUUGGAGCACUUGUAGAUUUAAUAUCGCUGCCAGUAACAGUUGGUUUUACAUCUGCUACUGCCGUCAUUAUUGGAACUUCUCAAUUAAAGGGUUUACUGGGAUUAAAAGGUGGAUCAGCAUCUGGUUUUCUAAGUACAAUCAAAUCAGUGUUUACAAACUUGGACAAUGUGCGUCCUGGCGACAUGACAUUAGGUUUCUUAUCGAUAAUUAUUUUACUCCUCAUGAGGAAAUUAAAAGACAUAAAAUUAGGAGAAAGAGUUCCAGGACAUAAAAUUAUUAAUGUAAUCUUUUGGCUUCUAGCUACUGCUAGAAAUGCUUUAAUUGUUCUUGUAUCAAGCACAAUUGCUUAUUACUCUUGCCAAGGAAGCUCUUGUAUAUUUAUAUUGACUGGAAAAGUCAAGAGUGGCUUACCUGACUUUAGUCUACCUAAAUUUAAUACAACUAUUUUAGGUGAAAACAAUACGGAAAUUCAUCAAAAUUUCAAAGAUAUGGUAAACGAGCUGGGCUCUUCUAUCAUUAUUUUGCCAGUUAUUGCUGUCUUGGGAAAUGUUGCAAUUUCCAAAGCAUUCGGAGGCUCUGGAAUCAGUGCAACUCGUGAAUUGGUUGCAUUGUCUAUGAGCAAUAUUUGUGGGUCGUUCUUCUGCUCUAUACCAGUUACUGGAUCAUUUUCACGUAGUGCAGUUAAUCAUGCUAGUGGCGUAAAAACACCAAUUGGUGGUAUUUACACUAGUGCUCUUGUGUUGUUGGCAUUGUCAGUAUUGACUCCUUAUUUUAGAUACAUUCCCAAGGCCGCAUUGAGUGCUGUUAUCAUUUCAGCUGUGAUCUUUAUGAUUGAAUUUGAGGUGGUAAAACCUUUAUGGCGAUGCAGUCGUCGAGAACUUUUCCCUGGAGCCAUAACAUUUAUAUUUAGUUUAACAUUAGGCGUAGAAGUUGGUCUUUUAUUAGGCGUUGCUACAGAUGUUGCUUUCUUGGUAUAUCGUGUAGCAAGACCUCCACUUGGUGUGACAAAAGUUAAGACAAGUAAUGGAAUUGAACAUAUUUUAGUGAGGCCAAGUUAUAGUUCGGUAUAUUUCCCUGCGAUAGAAUGGUUAAGAAAUGAAAUUUCAAAAGCAAUUUCCUCAUUUGGAAUCUAUCCUGUUGUAUUAGACUGCACAAAUGUUUAUGACUUUGAUUUUACUGCAGCUCGAGGUAUGGGAGCUUUGUACAAAGAAUUAUUAGACAUAAAAGUACCUUUUUAUUUGCUAAAAGCAUCAAAAGAAAUUGAUUUGCUGCUUAAAGAAUCAACAGAUGCAAACGUUCCAAGUAUAGAAAACGUUGAAGAACUAGAAUCACUUUUGGAGCAAACUCCUGAAUAUGAGUAUUACUUGCAAGUUACAGUACCAUUAAUGCCAGAUGCAGAAGAACACACUAAACAAAAUUUCUAACUUAUGAAAUGGCAUAACAUGACAGACUGACUUGACCUUAUCCGUUUUCCUGCUUCCAGAAAAAAAAGUUAAAAACUAUAUUAAGAAGUUCUAUUAUUUAUUAUUUAAAUUACGCAGCCAUCUACAGAGUCUUACAAAAAAAUGCAACUCUUUUUCUUUAAUUUUCUAAAAUCAAAUUUCUAAUUUAAUUUUUGAUAUAAAUAUUUAUAUUGUUUACCGCUUACAGAUGCUAAAUUACCGUUAAUUU